Molecule: messenger RNA, 1623 nt
Organism: Talaromyces atroroseus
Lineage: Eukaryota; Fungi; Ascomycota; Eurotiomycetes; Eurotiales; Trichocomaceae
Exons: 4
Coding region: 1-1623 (540 amino acids)
Biological process (GO): transmembrane transport
Molecular function (GO): transmembrane transporter activity
Source: RefSeq, a predicted model, not a curated record
AUGGUAUCAACGCCACAGACAAGAUCAUUUUCGAACGACGAUGCCUUUCCGUGUCUGCAGCUCUUUCUCUUGGCUAUCUGCCGUGUGGCAGAACCGAUCGCGCUCACCUCGAUUUUCCCGUACUCAUGGGUAAUGGUGCAAGAAUUCCACGUCGGCGGCCCAAACGACGCCUCCUUCUACGCGGGAAUCCUAGUCGCCGCAUUUUCCAUGGCCGAGGCUUUGACUGGCAUGCUUUGGGGAGCGCUAUCGGAUCGCAUCGGUCGUAAACCUGUACUUUUGCUCGGCUGCGCUGGCACCAUGCUUUCGCUGUUGAUAGUGGGAUUCGCUUCGAGUUUUUGGGUAGCUCUCCUUGGUCGAAUCAUUGGUGGUGUGCUUAAUGGAAAUAUAGGCGUGAUUCAGACCAUGGUUGGUGAGCUUGUGAAGCGCCCUGAACACGAACCUCGAGCAUAUGCAGUCAUGCCGUUUGUUUGGUCCAUCGGCACUAUUCUCGGACCUGCCGUUGGAGGCUUACUGGCAAAACCGGUUGAAGGAUUUCCGUCUGUUUUCUCACCCGAUGGGUUAUUUGGAAGGUUCCCAUUUUUGCUUCCUAACCUCUUUUGUGCUGGACUUCUCCUACUCAGCAUCAUUGGAGGUGCGUUUCUCUUGCAGGAAACACAUCCUGAAUACCAGACACACUCCCUGUCACUACCGUCAGAAUACAGAGCGAAUGUCGAAACACCUUUGAUGGCAACAGCUGGUGCCACAGCUAACCCCGGGGUCGACCUCCGCGCCGAAUCCUAUGGCACAUUCAAUGAAGUCAAUAUACUUACAAACGAACAUUGGCAACUUCAUGCCGAGAACUCCAAAGAGAGGUCAUCAUCGCGGCAAGAUGAAGUAGCCUUUACUUCACAGGUUGUCAUGUUUAUCGUUGCCCUUGGGGUCUUCACAUAUCACUCUAUGACUUUCGAUCAUCUGCUCCCAAUAUUCCUCCAAGACAAGCCUCAGGUCGAUAUCUCUCCGCGCUACUUCCUACAUAUUACAGGCGGCUUGGGGCUGUCUACACGGACCGUCGGAUUUAUCAUGUCUAUCGAUGGCUUGAUGGCACUUUUCAUUCAAAGUGUCAUCUUCGCUCCUCUGACUGACUGGUUGGGUGUUUGGAGACUAUUUGUGUUGGUGACCGCCCUGCACCCAGUGACGUACUUUAUCAUCCCAUUUUUGGUCUUCCUCCCUCCAAACCUCUAUUUUGCCGGCAUCUACACCUGCCUGGCAGUCCGCAAUAUUCUUUCCAUCAUCGCUUACCCAGUUCUUCUUAUUCUGAUCAAACAGUCCAGCCCGUCUGCAUCAUGCAUGGGUAAAAUCAAUGGACUCGCAGCUUCAGCCGGUGCCGCAUGUCGUACAGUUGCUCCUCCACUAUCUGGCUAUCUGUAUAGUACAGGGACAGCAAUUGGAUGCAGUGCUAUUGCGUGGUGGAGCAGCACACUGAUCGCGAUGGCUGGUACUUUCCAGCUCUGGUUUAUCAAGCGUCGAAAGGACACCGUUACAGUGCGAUCAGCUGCGCCGUGUUUGGCUGCUGCUGGUCCUCCUGCCUCCGACAGCCAUGCGCAUGAAGUGAUUCAUGUGAUGGUUGGCGAAGAGGACUAUUAA